UUACCUAGUUACUAUCAUCAUCGACUGUCGCGCAACUGUGCCCCUUUGCCCUUCACAUUCCAUCGAAAGCCAGCUGUGCACCCUUUCGUCACAGUCCAAACAACCGAUUAGAUAAUAGCGACACCCGAACCUGUCGUGCUCUCGUAGCGCCACCAAUGCAGACAGUCCUGGAGGAGGACGCCGCUGUACAUGCCCUCCCACCGCUAAGCGGGGAAGAUAGACAACGCGUCCAGGGCUCGUCGCUAUCAGAGGUCCGCGAGUGGGCUCUCUCUAAGGCGGCUUUGUCCCCUUCCGACCUGUACGCAUAUCGCCUUCGCACACUCUACAACUCGACCCUGCCUGUGAGCAGGCUACCGCCCGAGACACUGUUCAGAAUCUUUGACUUCUUUCGUCAAGAUUGUGUCAGCUCAAUGUGGGUGACCAAACUCACGGGCAUAUGCCGAUAUUGGCGAGACAUCCUGGUCUCCUCUCCGUUGGCAUGGUCCUCCAUCGACCUCGAGCAUUCUGUCCCAUUCAUCGAGCUGUGUCUGUCGCGCUCGGCAGAUGCAGACCUUGAUGUUGUCCUCAAUGAGACAAAUACGGACCCUUUCGCCAGUAAUGCGCCUUCAGUCAAGAACGAGCUUGCCCCACAUUUCCACCGUAUCGCUCGACUCGAGUUAUGGUCGUACUCUUUGGAACGGCUGCAGGAGGCACAACUGUUGUCGAUGCUGGAGGGUCCGAUGCCUCGGCUGACAGAGCUGAGCAUAUGGUGUAUGGUCCCCACCAGUCUGCAAAUUCGUCUCAACGAUGCUCAUUUCCCUCGGCUCCAGAAACUGUCCCUCGACCACCCGUCUGUGCAUCUGUACGGGUUGAUGCUGCCUAGUUUGACGAUGCUUUCUCUAUCCGACGUAGCGAGGGAUGGACAGCCGAAUUUGAACACCAUCAUUCACCUCCUCAAGGCAGCACCUGCCAUGCGAGUAUUGAUUCUUCGUAAUUCCGGUCCCAUACUACCCCUCUCUGCUCCAUCCCCGCCGAAACGCCCUGUGGUAUUGAACUCCAUGCGGGUUCUCACUUUCCAUGGGCGAUCAACCCAAUGUCGUGCUCUGCUUUCACGCCUCUCGCUGCCGCGCGGCGUCCACAUAUGGCUUUCAGUGAUUGCCCAACCUGUGACACCCUCUAUACCGACUGACUCUGAGGAGUACAAAAGCAUCCUGGAUGACAUCAAGCUUGUCGGCUCUCUUUCCGACAUGCGCUUCGCUUCGCUUCAAGUGAAGCAGCGAUACUUUGCCCUCCGUGCAGACCCAAAUCGCCUCGGCCACAGAAGCAAAGACCCCUUGCUGCGCAUCGAGUUCAGAAACACCUACUUCAUCACGAACGUCCAAUCCGACAACUUCUUCCAGACUCUCCUCUCUGAACUGCCUCUCUUGUUCCCACAAUCUUUGACGUCGCUCAGUCUAGACGGCGAUAGCAUGUCUGUCGUUGACGUUAAACGUUGGGGCCAGACAUUGUAUCCUUCCCAUAUCUGCUCAAACUGCACCUCGUUACCGGUAGCGUGCUCUGCACCCUCAGGAACCUGGUUGAACUCUGCGACCGGCGGAUGGUCUCAUUCAUGUCAGAGCUACGAUGCCUCAUCGUAGACUCCGCGCGACUAGCGAAGGUAGAUGAAGAGGUUGAUCAGUUGUUGGAUCUUCUGGCUAGUUGUCUUGAGCAUCGCUCGCAAGCGGGCGCGCGACUCAAGGAACUGCAGUUGUGCUUCAGGCGUGGAUGAGUCGGCGUCGACUCAGGCUGAAGA
Molecule: messenger RNA, 1771 nt
Organism: Fomitopsis serialis
Lineage: Eukaryota; Fungi; Basidiomycota; Agaricomycetes; Polyporales; Fomitopsidaceae
Exons: 2
Coding region: 156-1616 (486 amino acids)
Molecular function (GO): protein binding
Source: RefSeq, a predicted model, not a curated record